CGGAUAUUACGAUAUCAAUUAUCAGACACCCACCAGUCUUGGUGCUUCUGGCAUACGUGAUGGCAACUUGGGCUCCGUAGCUUAUUCCACAAUGUCCGAUGGCCGAUUCGCUCGAACCGAUGAUAAUUCGAGUCCAGUCAGCAAUGUUCCUAGUACAAUGUCACAGCAAACUGGUUCCGGUGGUCCAAUGCUAAAUCUUCCGUAUGCCUAUUUCUAUGUUGCAAACAUGAUGCCUGGAAGCUUUCAGUAUGAUACACCUGCACUAUACCCGCAACAAUUAGCCACGAAUGCAUCGUCGAAUGCACAAUUCGCCAAACCAUCGUACAACAGUGCGUACGGUUCGUCUGGCUACGAUGCGCUCGGUCAACCAACACAAGACUACAAUAAGACUGCUUAUCAAGGUAGCGGUACCCAGCAAUCGAAGGGGCAAAAUGUAUCAAAUCAGCCACCAAGUGGCACUGGAACAGACAUUUCGUCAUCGAUGUACGGUAACAAAAACCAUGCUGCUCUAAGCAAAGUCAAUUCUUACGAAAAAAGGUCGUUCCAUAGUAAUACACCUCCGCCGUUUGGACAAACCGCCGGAGCCACAUCUCAAUACGGUGCACAACAACUUUACAUUCAAGCUAUGCCAGCUGCUCUGCAUAACAUGAACAUGCAUCAACAAAUUCAUCACGAUUAUUUCUUUUAAAACGACAACUGAUAAAUUUAUUCACUUAAAAUUAAUGCAAUAGAUUUAAUUCCUCGAAUUUUUCGACACACACACACGUACCUCUUUUGUUUCAUUUUUGUUUUGUUUUUUCUCGAAGAAAAAGAGCAUUAAAAAUCAAUAAUUUAUGAAUGAAGAAUACUAGCAAGCAGAUAAAAUCCAAAAAUAAAUUAAAAACAGAGAAGAAGAAACAAAAAAUUGAAUAAAAUAAUGUGUCGCAGACCAAGCAACGAAACGAAGCUACCAAAUAAAUCGGCGAUGCGAAAGUGCCUCCGAAAACAGCCGUGUUCAGGCGUUUGCAAAUAUUGAAACUUGUUUAAUGAAACCGAAUGAGAAAGAAAACACACACAGAGUGAAACAUUGAGAUUGUAAAUUUUGUCGGAAAAUAAGUGUUUUUUUUUUGGGAAAACAAAUAAGUACCUAUCAUUUAUACCAAAUCGGUGCAUUUAAAUGCAUGAAGCAAAAUCGCCGAAGAUACAAAAUGGACCGAAAUAAAGGAAUUCUGUAAAAAAAAAACAACGAAAAAUUAUCCGAAGAAAAUCACACACACACACACAAAUACACACAAGACACACAUUGAAUUCAUUUCAGCUCAAUCGAAUAUAGACGAUAUGUAAUUUAAGCAUUGCAAAUUAAUUUUACGUUUAUAAAACGAUAGACGAAAAAAAGCAAGUAACAAACGAUGUUGUUGAUCUUUGGGAGCUGAAGUAAUACGUACAUACCAUAUACACAGACAAACACACACAUACUGAGACACAAUUAUAAACGACCAAAUCAAAAGAAGAAAAAAAGAAUUCAAAUAAAAAUGCUUUGCAUUGAAAAGUAAAUGAGAAAGCAUUCGAGCCAAUCAAGUGUAAUGUUAUUCACCCAAAGCAGGGAUUUUCUUUUUUUGUUGUUUCUCUUAGUCGUUGUUGUUUCUAUAUUCGCCUGAAAUGGUUCGUUUAGCGCGGGGACAUUGAAUUAUAUAAGCAAACUUAGUUUAUUGUUUGAAAUUGCCUAUUGACAGUGCAUGACACACAUACAAACAAUGGUAAUCGAGAUGGUUCUCUACUUGUUCUUAAUCCGUUUUUUUAUUUGAUUUUUUUUCUGUAUUUCGUAUCUGGUCACAUUAUUUACUCUAUUUCCUAUUUAAAUAUUGUGCUUAAACCUAUUUGAUAUGCAAUAGUUAGCUGUAACUUGAAAUUUAGACGUAGUGUUUUUUUUCCUUGCGACUGGUUACUACGCACUAUCAAUUUUUUGUUAUUUAAAGCAAAACCAAUUUACUCUUAUCUAUAGACCACUUAAAUCUUUGUUUCUCUUUUUUUCAAUUUUGUUCGUUUUGAAUUUGCACCUAAUGUUCACUUUUACCUCUGCUUAAGUAGGACGAUGAUUCUCUUCUUCUUCUUUUUUUGUUGUUGUUAUUCAAUAGAAAUACGAAGAAAACUUACAUAAAUAAAAUGUUUUUGAAUGUACUGUCAACUGUUAAGCUUAAAGUGAUUUAGAGCGAGAGUGGGAGAAAGAAAUAGAAAAAAUAUUUAGAAACCGUUCGAAAAACAACCACAUACAAGUUUCAAAUUACGAAUAAGGAAACCAAACAAAAACAAGCAAAUCUAGAAAUAAUGUUUAUGUUCAAAUUCAGAAUGAAAAAUGUCAUACAAUUCAGAAGAACCGAACAAAAAAAAACUUUAUUUUGCAUGCAAA
Messenger RNA from Sitodiplosis mosellana (orange wheat blossom midge), 2386 nucleotides. RefSeq names its product protein lingerer-like. The record is from RefSeq and is a predicted model, not a curated record. The coding region runs from base 92 to 688 and encodes 198 amino acids. The transcript has 3 exons. NCBI's taxonomy places the organism in Eukaryota, Metazoa, Arthropoda, Insecta, Diptera, Cecidomyiidae. Gene Ontology annotation, cellular component: nucleus; cytoplasm.